GGUUAAAAGUUCUUGUUUUUUGAAAGAUAAAAUCCAUUGCCCGUAACUACACAACAGCAACAGCCAUCCAUCACAUCAUCACGUUUGGUUGGACUUGGACGUUUUCCCAGAACACCUUGUAGUCCAUUGAUUUCCAUCCUUUUAGUCAUCAAACAUGCCAGCAAUUGUGAAAGUUAAAGUGAUCGAAGCAAAGGAACUACCAAUAAUGGACAGGGCAAGUGAUUUAACUGAUGCCUUUGUUGAGAUACGUCUUGGCAGUUUAACAUAUAAAACUGAUGUUUACAGGAAAUCAUUAAAUCCGCUAUGGGAUUCAGAAUGGUUUAAGUUUGAAGUGGAUGAUGAAGAGAUACAAGAAGAAUAUUUACAACUAAAAGUUUUAGACUAUGAUGUUUAUUCUUCACAUGAUGCCAUAGGAAAGGUAAACAUUAAUUUGGACCUUCUUACUACUAAAGAUGGUACUAAUGAAUUGGGUGGAUUCUUCCCAAUCUAUGACACUCUUCACGGAAUUCGUGGUUACAUCAAGAUCAAAGUUAGAGUGCAAUUCUUUUCUGACACUAACAAAUAUCGUCAAACAUCAUGUGGUAUCCAGUUUUUUUCCUCAUCUGGUGUACCAUCUGGUUAUACAACUUCGUGUAUUCAUGGUCUUGUAGAUGAGCUCUUAGUUGAUGAUGAUCCUGAGUACCAGUGGAUUGAUAAAAUACGUACACCAAGAGCAUCCAAUGAGGCAAGACAAAGAUUGUUUACAAAACUUGCAGGUGAAGUGAAAAGAAAAAUUGGGUUGCAAGUGCUGGAGUUAGGUGGCAAUGCUGUUAUAGGGUAUCAACAGAACUUUGAUCUUGAAGGAGAAACUGGUAUUGUUAUUCGAGCAAUUGGAACUUCUGUAACGAUAGUACAAGAGAAUGACUUAAACCCUCUUCACCCACCAGUAGCAAUGCAACCAUCUCCAGACAUACAUCAUGAGCAUGGCAGGCAAUUUUUUGAUGUUCAAAUCAUUCCAAACAUUGUUGGACGUAGCAGGCAUGGAACUUCUCUAUCAGUAGAUCUUGAUCAAAAAGAUAAACUGCUUGGUGAAAGUCCAGAUUCUAACAAAGCUAAUUUUCAAAGAUUGAAAACUGUUGUUGAUGAACAGGAAUAUCCCUUCUUCACAUUCACAACCCCUCCGCCUGACUUUGUACUUCAUCUUGGUGGUAUCGUUUCAUCAAGAUCAGUAAAAUUACUUGAUAAGAUUAAUAACCCAGAUGAGCCAGAAACAAGAGACAGUUGGUGGAAAGAAAUUCGAAAUGAAAUAAAAUCUCAUGCAAAGGCCAUGGGUUGCCAUGCAGUUUUAGGAUACAAAGAAUAUACUACUAUAUGUGACGAUUUGAUAGUUUUAUCUGCAUGUGGUACGGCGGCAGUGUUACAGAUGGAAUCCAACAUGGAAGACCAAGUGUACCCUGAAAUUCAUGAGAGUUGUGUAAACAAAGAUAUUGAAGAUGUUAAUCCAGAUGAAAUGAAGAUCAAGGAUACUAUAAGUCCAGUUAAAAAACACAUAUUAUAUCAAGCUGAAUACAAUACCUCUUCGUUAAAUUCAACUCCAGAAGUGCAGUCUAGCACCCUACCAAGCUGUCAUUUAUGUCAUGUUCCAUAUCAAGAUGUGGAUCUGCCACUUCCAGUCACCCUUAGUAGAUGCAUGUUCUGUCGACAAGAUAAAGUUCCAGAUAUACUGUUUACAACUAUAGACAUUCCUGAUGAACUUCCUGUAACUGGAUCUGGUUGCAUGGUGCAAGCUAGAGUAAUUAGAAGUAAGAAGAAAGAGAAGGAUGAGAUAAAUGCAGAAAAUGUCAGCCAGAUUCUGCCAUUUUUGGAAUUUGACUUACAUCAACAGCUCAUCAAUAAGCUAAAGAUAAAAGGAAUGAAUGCUAUAUUUGGUAUGCAAACAAUUUUGAGUAUAGGCGAUCAAGCCAUCAUAGGUGUAAUGACUGGAACUGCUGUCUACCUGACAGCGCUGCCACAACCACCCAUGCUUUUUAUAUCCGGAAGAAAGGACACUGAUAGUGGGGAACGCGACAAUCUUGCCAUCGCAGACAUUCAAAAGAAGCUUAUUGAAACAACAAAGAAGAAUCAACAAUUUUAUAACAUUAAAGAUAACUACGAUAUUCUGCUUGAUUCGCGGGUGAGAAAAUGCUCUGACGAAUGUGAAAGUGGACAUCAUGACGUAAAGAAUGGAAAACUUGAUUUAUGUGUUGAUGGAAGAGAUACGUACAUAUUAGAGAUAGACGAUCAAAGUGAUACGAACAUCUUGCCUCUACUAUCAGAUACAAAUCAUGAAGGGUUUGCAAUCUUCAACACGCAAGCCACACCUGGUUUUCCUUUGCUGAAACAAGAAUACCAGUAUUUUUCAAUUUUCAACCGAGUUCAAAUUCCAAUGCAAGGAGAAGAAAAUAUCAAGAUUAGUCAGUGGUUGUCAAAUAUAUGUGAAAACCUUGUCAUGGGUAUUCGCCUAAAGACACGAGGUAUGAUGCCAUGUUGUUUGACAAGGACAUCGUUUGAUGUUGAAAUUGAUGACGAUGAUUAUUUGCAGGUAACUAUAAACGCAUGCGCAGUAAAGACAGAGGACAGUUUUAAUAAACCAUUACAAAAGAAAAGGAGUGUUCGAUCUUUAACUUCUUCGCAUUCUUCACAUGAUAAUUCAUUUUGCCGCAAUUCCAAUGCAACACAGAUUUCGAAAACAUCUGAUGAAGUGAACAUGUUUAUAGAAAGCCCGCAAGCGUUCGUUCAAAAGAAAGGGCGACCUGAACCGUUUUUACUACCACUAUCGGCUUCAUGGCCAAGGGGCCAAUUCAACACAAUGCUAAACAAUGCUCUACAAGCUAAAAAGCAACCGUUCCACUCAUCUGUCACUAUCUGCCCAAUGGAUUAUGUGCCCAACGCUCAAAUUGUUUCCUAUCUUGGAAAUAUUAACUUGUUUUUGAUUAGAGAAAGUAGCGCUGUCAAAGAGGAUGGAGGUUUGAAUUUGUUCAUGCAACAAUUUGUGAGUGAGGUUCAUGCUAUCAUUCGUGCUCACGUAAUUGCGUUGGGUGGAAAUGCAAUCCUGUCGUUUUACUUGAAUGAGAUCGUUUUGAAUUAUAACCCACAUAAAAAUCAGGCACAAUGUUUAAUCAACGUAAGUGGCGAUACAGCAAAUGUUAAGCGGAGCACUGAUGAGAUGGAAACAAUUUUUUGUCAGGUUGAAGACGAUUCAAAUUGCAGUUCGAUUAGUUCAUCACCUGCUACACCCCAAGCACCUGAGUUAAUUGAAGAAAUUAAGUAUAAACUCGAUCGCGCGGUGUUUGGAACUAACGUUUAGAGGAAAUAAGGGUUGAAUAAAUUUGUUUUUGAGGUACAACUACUCGAAGCAACUCACAUCAUGCUGAUUUAUAAGCGCACCAUCAUUAAAUCGAUUAUUAUCAUGUGAAACCAAAUUGAACGUGUUAUUAGGCAUCCACUCUGAAAGUGAUAACAGGUCACGUGACUUAUGCUACCUUCAACAUAGAUGAUUUUAACCUACUGGAUCAUUUAUCUCACCGGAAGAUGUGGAAGUCAAAUAAAAACGGUUAAUCGUUUUGUGUGGAAAUUGUUUAAAUAAUUUUCCCAUUCCCAGCAUCGAAAAAUUCUGAAUUAAUGCUGAUAUUAGUACUGCUUUCAAAUUGUGCUGUUACAAAUCCGUAAACAUUUCCUGAUGAAAGGAAGCACAAAGAAAAACCGUUGUGUUUAAAGGAAUUAAAAAAACUAUAAUAUAUUCAAUGUUGAAUUGCACGCUAAAAUUUUUUAUAUGUAUAUAUUUAUGUAAUUUUCUAUUUAUUAAGAAAAUAUUAUAUGAAUCCAAAA
Molecule: messenger RNA, 3846 nt
Organism: Hydractinia symbiolongicarpus
Lineage: Eukaryota; Metazoa; Cnidaria; Hydrozoa; Anthoathecata; Hydractiniidae
Product: C2 domain-containing protein 5-like
Exons: 37
Coding region: 155-3325 (1056 amino acids)
Biological process (GO): positive regulation of protein targeting to membrane; positive regulation of vesicle fusion; protein localization to plasma membrane
Cellular component (GO): plasma membrane
Molecular function (GO): calcium-dependent phospholipid binding; calcium ion binding
Source: RefSeq, a predicted model, not a curated record